AUGUCUACUUUAAACGUUUUGAGAUACUCUGCUUUAGCUCUAGGUGUUGUUGCCGGUUUCAAGACUGACUUGUCUUUGAAGUCAGAAGCUCAAAAGCAAGAAGAACAAAACCAAUUGCACGCUCAAUUGAAAUUAGUGGAACAAGCCAAGGCAGAAUACGCCAAGUUGCACCCACCAAAGAAGGAAAUUAAGGCUGCUACUGCUGGUUCUUCUGCCAAGAUUGAUUUGGAGGACCCUAACUUGGAUUAUGCUUCGGUCAUCUUGAGCGCUGUUGAAUCCUUGAAGCAAUAA
Kluyveromyces lactis is the source of this 291-nucleotide messenger RNA. RefSeq names its product F1F0 ATP synthase subunit e (gene TIM11). The transcript has a single exon. The record is from RefSeq and is a predicted model, not a curated record. Gene Ontology annotation, biological process: proton motive force-driven ATP synthesis. Gene Ontology annotation, molecular function: proton transmembrane transporter activity. Lineage: Eukaryota; Fungi; Ascomycota; Saccharomycetes; Saccharomycetales; Saccharomycetaceae. The coding region runs from base 1 to 291 and encodes 96 amino acids.